GCCCAAUCAGCAGCCGGGAAGGUCACGUGAUGCACACCGGGCAGACGAGGGAGAGCCGUUCGAGGCGCCCGCUGUACGUCCCGUUACCUCCCGGUCCGCCAUGGAAAGUCUAGUCACUCGAGCACGAUAAACAAAGAUGAAGUUCGCUACUGAGGAAGAGAUCGCUGCACACAACCGUGCCACCGUCCGUGGUGCCAUCGAGGGCACAGCCGCCGGCCUCGCCCUCUCCGUGCCCGGGUCCCUCUACCUCCACCGCCGCUGGCCCGCCUACCGCGCCCUCCCCAUCCAGCUCAAGGUCAUGUUCUGCAUCUUCGUCACCGCACCCCUCUACGCCAUCCAGGCCGAGCGCCGUGGUGUCCAGUACGACGAGUCGACAUGGACGGGCGCGGGCAAGCGCGAACUCAAGCGGUUAGAGACCGACGAGGAGACCCGCUGGAAUCGCCUCAAUACCCAGGAGAAGUUUAAGGACUGGGCCUUCCGCAACCAAAUCAAGAUCGUCAUGGGCAGCUGGGCGGCCGGCAUGGCCCUUGCCGGUGGUAUUAUCUGGCGCGACAGGCAGCAGUCUGCUACCCAAAAGAUUGUUCAAGUCCGUAUGUGGGCUCAGGGACUGGCCAUCGGCGUGCUUAUCGCCGCUGCUGUCUUGACACAGUCGAACAGCAAGGAUGCCGCUGAGCACCGCAUGGUGGACCACUCAUGGCGGGGCAUGGUGCAGGAGUUCGAGGACGAAGAGCGUGCUCGCGAGAAGUACCGGCUCAUGCACCCCCCCACCCGCACCCCUUCAUCAUCGUCAUAAGCUGCUCACCUAUCCCUCGGACCAUUCCGUUCAUGACCGUCAUGCCACGCCACUAUUCCCUAACCACCUUCUAAUCCACACGACUAGAGUCAGUCUUGGUUUCAGACAGCACAGUCUAGACAUACCGUCUGCGUUCAUGAGGUUGUGAUAAAUUAUACUACCCACUGUAUCCUUUGACUG
Messenger RNA from Rhodofomes roseus, 973 nucleotides. RefSeq lists its product as uncharacterized. The transcript is spliced from 5 exons. The record is from RefSeq and is a predicted model, not a curated record. Gene Ontology annotation, biological process: mitochondrial respiratory chain complex IV assembly. The coding region runs from base 137 to 793 and encodes 218 amino acids. Gene Ontology annotation, cellular component: mitochondrial inner membrane. Lineage: Eukaryota; Fungi; Basidiomycota; Agaricomycetes; Polyporales; Fomitopsidaceae.